Cooperia oncophora is the source of this 339-nucleotide messenger RNA. The record is from the annotation of a GenBank genome assembly. NCBI's taxonomy places the organism in Eukaryota, Metazoa, Nematoda, Chromadorea, Rhabditida, Trichostrongylidae.
AUGCUUUUGAACCGUGAUGUUAUCGCAAUCGAUCAGGAUCCGUUAGGAAUAAUGGGAAAACUUGUUGAAAAAAUCGAAUUUGUCAGUAUCUAUGUGAAACCAGUGACUCCUGUACGUAACGGUAACCCGUCGUAUGCUGUUGCUGUCGUGAAUAUGGACGAUCAGAAGGCUCAUAAAGUAGACUUCAUACUAAAAUCGAUUGGCAUCACAAACGAAAACGGCUAUCAGCUUCGUAACCUAUGGACCGGUGAAGAUCUCGGACGAGUGGAGCCAUCUUUUGUGUACAGGGUCAAGUUACGCCCAACCUCUGUCUCGUUGAUAAAGCUUACGGUUAUAUGA